AUGGCCGUCCUCGAAGAGAACUUCCCCGGCAUCCCUCCAUUCCCAGAUGACGUUGUCACCGCUCCUCUCUACCGUCUGUCCCUCGAGAAGCUGUUGAACAAGGACCAGGAUGAAGUCCGGCGGUUCUGCACCGCAUGCGAAGACCUAGGGUUCUUCUACCUUGACUUCCGCGGCACCAAACAAGGAGAAGUGAUCCUUGACGAAGCCGACAAGCUGUUCGGUGUCGGCGAACGUCUCUUUGAUCUAGAUAUCGAAGAGAAGAAGAAGUACGACUUUAGCCAGAAAAACUCGUACUUUGGCUACAAAGCAGCCGGUGCAGCUGUGGUCGACAAGAAGGGGAACCGUGACCGCAAUGAAUUCUACAAUGUUCGUGUUGAGCCCAUCAUUGCGCUGAUUUACAAGUUUGCAAGGCUAUUUCUCGACCAGAUUGCUAAAAAGAAGCCAACGCAGGUGUCAAAGGACGACAUUCUCGACGUCGCUGAGCAUUGGCCGGCGCCUGAAUUGCUCCAUCAAUCCCGCCCGUUACUCAAAUCGUUCAUGGCCAACGCCCAUGCUGUCGUGACCCUUAUCCUCAACCUUUUAAAUGGACACCUGGAACUCCCGGAGUCAACCUUGGUCAACAAACAUCGCAUAAACCGUCCGACAGGUGAUCAAGUGCGCUUCAUCAAAGCACCACCACAGCCAAUGAAUGAUCGACGUACGGCGUUGGGACAGCACACUGACUUUGGCAGCGUGACGGUCCUUUUUAACCGGGUUGGCGGUUUGCAGAUUCUGCCUCCGGGCAAGGAUGCGGAGUGGUGCUAUGUCCGGCCGCUUCCCGGGCACGCAAUUAUCAACCUGGGAGAUGCAAUGGUCAAGUUCACAAACGGGUUGCUGAGAUCUAACAUACAUCGGGUUGUCUCUCCGCCCGGUGCCCAGGCAGAUGUCACCAGGUAUAGUUUAGUGUACUUUUCUCGCCCGGAGGAAGAUGUGCUUUUGAAACGAUUGGACGGGAGCUCCAAGAUCCCACCUCUUCCGGAGGGAGUGGUUGAAGAGGAUAUCAAGAGCAAGGAUUGGAUUAUUCGCCGAGGUUUAGGAAAUCGGGUCGAUUUGCACAAGAAAAUUGACUAUGAGAAAAGUGCGGGAACUGAAUUGCUAAGUCGCCGGCUCUGA
Messenger RNA from Uncinocarpus reesii 1704, 1152 nucleotides. RefSeq lists its product as uncharacterized. The coding region runs from base 1 to 1152 and encodes 383 amino acids. The record is from RefSeq and is a predicted model, not a curated record. Lineage: Eukaryota; Fungi; Ascomycota; Eurotiomycetes; Onygenales; Onygenaceae. Gene Ontology annotation, molecular function: dioxygenase activity. The transcript has 2 exons.